Messenger RNA from Centropristis striata (black sea bass), 2308 nucleotides. It is a transcript of the gene rrp8, whose product is annotated as ribosomal RNA processing 8. Bases 200 to 1870 code for a protein of 556 amino acids. Lineage: Eukaryota; Metazoa; Chordata; Actinopteri; Perciformes; Serranidae. Gene Ontology annotation, molecular function: methyltransferase activity. The transcript has 8 exons. The record is from RefSeq and is a predicted model, not a curated record. Gene Ontology annotation, cellular component: rDNA heterochromatin; nucleolus; chromatin silencing complex. Gene Ontology annotation, biological process: cellular response to glucose starvation; rDNA heterochromatin formation; regulation of transcription by glucose.
CUGUUUUGCUUCCUUCACGCACACGAGAUAAACCAACGUGGCUUUUGCUCAUGUUAAGACAUUUCUGCAGCUAUUAAAUGUAGUUACACGUUUAUUAAAGAAAAUAUUUUUAUACAAAGCAUCGCCAUCAACUUAACAAGACGUUUGAGGACUAAAUAAGUCAUUUUCUGCCUCAGAGACAAACUGUUCUCUGGGAAACAUGUUUAAUGAAGAUGAAGACUGGAGUGAUGAACAAGACGCUCAAGUUUUGAGCAAAACUGUACUUGGAAACACCCAGAAGACAAACAGCAGCACAAAUGUCAAGCCCAAGGUUGUUGGGAAGAAGAGUCUGCUGCGGACCCUGCAGACGCUGGGGUCAGUGCCCGAGUGGAAGAAUGAGGACCAUCAGCAGGACAGCGACAGUGAGGCAGAAGUCGUCCCAUCACACAGUAAGAAAAAGAAGAAAAGGAGGAAAAGGCGAAAGCAAACAGAGACAACAGGAGAGCAGCAAGAGAAUGGAGACGUAGAUCAGACUGUUGAUGAGGAGAAACCUGGUACAAAAAACAAAACAAAAGACAAAAAUGGGGCCUGGAAGGAAAAAACUACAUCCGUGGGCGAGACAAAGGGGGGAAAAAUGACAAAAUCUGCAACAGUUGAUGUAAACAAACCAGAGAACACAGAGCAACUGAGCAGACAGCAGUGGAAAAACAAAAUGAAGAACAAGAGGAAAUGUAAAAAUAAAUACAAGCAGAAUCAGCCAGAGGAGGAAGACAGUAAAGGAGCAUCUGCAGAGCAACACGAGCCAAAGGAAGGAGUCAAAAUAGAUUCACAUAGUAACAACAAAACUAGUCAGGCGCCAGGAAAGAAAAAGGAAAAGCAACGUAAACCACAGAAAAGGAAAAAGAUUGAAGAAGCCACUGACACAUCCGGUACAGCGCUCAGAGAAGGAAAGCAACAAAUUGGUGUCAAAUCUGGAAAAUGUGCAAGUGAAUCUUCUGCUGAAGGAUCAAAACAGAAAGCAGAUGAACCUGAAGUGAAGAUCACAGACGAUCAGCACCAGUCGCCUCCAAAAAGAUUGAAACCUGAGCUGAGCAAAGCACAGAUUCUGAAAAGAGAGAAGCUUCGGAAAAUGCUCCACAGCCAGGAGCCGGUCCAACAGGAGAGUCCUGCAGAGCAGAAAGACGAGCCGGCGUCGGUGAUACCAGAAGAAGAGGUGAAGCAGGACCGCUCCAGCUCCCUGAGGUCCCGCAUGGAGCAGCGGCUGGAGUCGGCUCGUUUCCGCUACAUUAAUGAAGUUUUGUACAGCACGACCAGCGGCGAGGCGAAUCGCAUGUUUAAACAGGACCCAGACUCCUUCGGGAUCUACCACAGAGGGUACACGGCGCAGGUUCAGAGGUGGCCCACCAACCCAGUGGACGCCAUCAUCUCCUACAUUCAACAAAAGCCUGCGUCUCUGGUGGUUGCAGACUUUGGUUGUGGUGACUGUAAAAUAGCACGUAGUGUGAAGAACAAAGUACACAGCUUCGACUUGGCAGCUGCCUGUGAGCUUGUCACAGUCUGUGACAUGGCCAAUGUGCCUCUACGGGACAGAUCUGUGGACAUCGCGGUGUUCUGCCUCUCUCUCAUGGGGACCAACCUGGCAGAUUUUCUAGCAGAGGCCAAUCGUGUCUUAAAGAACGGGGGUAUCCUAAAAAUAGCUGAAGUGGCAAGCAGGUUCGAGAACGUGCGCAACUUCACCACUGCACUGGGAAACCUGGGCUUCAAGAUGGUGUCAAAGGAUUCAGAGAACACUCAUUUCUACUCCUUUGAAUUAGUGAAGACGGGCAAUUCUCCAGAAAAUAUAAAGAAAUUUGGACUGCAGUUGAGGCCCUGUGUCUACAAGAAGAGAUGAGUUUAUGUGAGGAGUUGCUAACACUAUUUUUCAAGCAAGUGUGUUUGUGAAUGUGCAGCUUGGAUCGACUGUUUUCCAAAGCUGUAGUUGUACAUUUGUAUCUACAUGUUUUUGAAUCCUCUGUAAUUCACAGAUUUGAACAGAGCCGAGUUAUCUGCAUUAUUUGUACAUGAUUUUUCAUGUAAAACAGGAACAAUCUGUGAUCAUAUGCCAUCAAUGUUAAAAUGCAUGUAGGUUUUCAUCUAUUGCCUCUGGUUUAAAAUGUGCAGAGCAGUAAAAUAACCCUGAUUGGUGUUUUGUUGGAAUGAAACCUACAUACAUGUUUGGAUGGAAGAUUAUAUACAGGAUUUUAUAAGAAAACAAGUGUAAAUGUUAACCUUGGCUUGUUGAAAAAUACUGAAAAUUCUAGAAAAAGUGAAAAAAUAAAUAUACAUUUUU